This is a messenger RNA of Cadophora gregata, 2466 nucleotides long. RefSeq lists its product as uncharacterized. NCBI's taxonomy places the organism in Eukaryota, Fungi, Ascomycota, Leotiomycetes, Helotiales, Ploettnerulaceae. Gene Ontology annotation, molecular function: fluconazole transmembrane transporter activity. The transcript has 5 exons. The coding region runs from base 129 to 1448 and encodes 439 amino acids. Gene Ontology annotation, biological process: xenobiotic detoxification by transmembrane export across the plasma membrane. The record is from RefSeq and is a predicted model, not a curated record.
UACUAACCAAGAUUGUCUGCUUCCAGGCUUCUUCCUGUGUUUCUGAUACUGACUAACCCAAAAGUAAUUCUGCUGAUUGAAAUAAACAGUUUUCAAUUUUUACUUCCCAAUUUUCACGAUCGACGAGUAUGGAUUUGUUUCGAGAAUCGGCUGUAGGCCAAGUGAUCAGAUACGCGACAAAGAACAAAUACUUGCUAUACCCAGAGGAGCAAGGAGACUUCCACUGGGCACCACUGGAGACACUCUUGAAACAAGAAGACAACGCAGCAACUUCCGAAGAAAAAUCUCCCCCCGAGUCCUCUGCUUCAGAUGGCGAUAUUGAAAUCAACGAAAACAAGACGUCUAAGGAACUUGAUGACGAAGAUGUUGAUCAAACCCAAGAUCCAACCCCGUUUCAGCUCGAAGCCAUCAGAACCAAACAGGACCAUGAAGCUGCCCGUACUCGCACUAAUGGUUCGUCGAUUCAUCGAGAAUUGACUCGCACUUCCACCGCCGCGUACACCCGUGAACGUUUUGACGUCGAGCAAGUGAUCCAAGCAGAAAGAACAAAGUCUAUUGCUAUCGCACCAACCAAGACUGCCGACGGAACAAUUCUGGUCGACUGGUACACCACCGAUGAUCCUGCGAACCCACAGAAUUGGCCAUCGUUCAAGAAAAACAUUGUGCUUGUUCAGCUCUGCGCGUAUUCUCUCGCCGUCUAUGGAGCAUCAAGUAUGUAUGUUCCUGGAGAAGGUGGAGUCAUGAAACAAUUCCACGUUGGAGAUACAGCAGCUGCAGUGGGUCUCGCCAUCUUUGUUGUUGGGUACGGGGUUGGGCCGCUCUUGUUCGCUCCGUUAAGUGAGAUUGCCUCAAUUGGAAGGAAUUGGGUCUAUGUUCCUACAUUCGCUCUCUUCGUCAUCUUGUCGAUUCCGACUGCCGUUGUUGAUAACUAUGCUGGCUUGCUGGUGCUCAGAUUUCUUACUGGCUUCUUCGGGAGUCCAUGUCUAGCAAAUGGAGGUGCAUCAGUCGGCGACAUGUAUUCUCUGCUAGAGCUACCUGUUUAUCUCUCAGCAUGGACAGCAGCUUGUUUUUGGGGUCCUGCUAUCGGUCCCAUCAUCGCAGGGUUCGCUGUUCAAGCUAAAGGUUGGCGUUGGGGACUCUGGGAAAUUGUCUGGCUAACAGGCCCAAUUCUCAUCAUCUUCCUCUUCGCAUACCCGGAGACCUCGGCAGACAACAUUCUCCGGCGACGAGCACAACGUCUUCGAAAGCUUACAGGACACAAUCAUAUCAAAUCAAAGAGUGAGAUUGAUCAAGCGAAAUUGAAAGCCUUAGAGGUAUUCCUCGACGCCAUCAUUAAACCAAUUGAGAUCAUGGUCAAAGACCCCGCUGUUGCAUUCACCAACAUCUAUGUACGUCCCCACCUUCUACUAUCAAAGCGAACGCGAGAGAAUAAACCUAACAACACCUAGACGUCGCUCACCUACGGAAUCUACUAUUCCUUUUUCGAAGUCUUUGAAAUGAUUUGAAAUGUCCGGCAUCGAAGUGAGAAUAAUAAAUUCUAUAGACCGACUUAUUAGGUAUAGUAUGGGUAAGGUAAGCUAAGCAAGCGAGAUAUCACGUGUAGAUUGACUACCUACCUACCUACUCGGCCUCCACGGCAGCGGCCCCCGGAGGGAAAUACAUAAGGUACAGUAUCAAAGUUCCCUCAACGUUUAAACAGGAGUUUCUAUGAGUAUAUCCCCCAAUCUACCACUUCAACAUUGGCGAAGUCGGUCUCUGCUUUUUGACCAUCGGCGUCGCCUGUCUAAUUGGAGUUACCGGUUUCUUGGUUUAUCAGUUCAAGUACUUGAUCCCAGACAUUAAGAAGAACGGUCUUAGAGAGCCAGAACACCGUCUAGUCCCUGCUCUUUUCGGAGUAGUCUUCCUUCCCGUGGGCUAUUUUAUGUUCGGAUGGACGGCAAGACACGCUGUUCACUGGAUAGUGAGUCUGAUUGGCGUGACAAUUCUGGUCGCAGCGAACUUCUUCAUCUUCCAGUGCGUCUUCGUCUACCUUCCACUUUCGUACCCAAGAUAUGCUGCGAGUUUGUUCGCGGCAAACGAUCUGUCUCGUUCAAUGUUUGCUGCUGCUUGCAUUCUAUUCUCGCGUCCGAUGUUCAUCAAUUUGGGCAUUGGAGGAGGUGUGAGUUUGUUGGCGGGUCUGUCGUGCCUGGGUGUCGCGGGUAUGUUCUAUUUGUGGAGGUAUGGUGGGUGGCUGAGAUCGAAGAGCACUUUUGCUGCUCAUGGAUAAGGGUGGUUGAUACGGUCUCAGAAACUGGACGGCCGAUUCACAGAAGCUGGGACGCUGAUGGAUCUUGCUUCGUACUUCAGCUGGCAUUUUAGAUGUCUCUGCGGAAAUCUCCUGUAUACCUUUGGAGUCAAUCAAAAAUAAUAUUGCAAUAGCAUACUUUAAUUUAGCAUCUAUUAAUGCCAUCUUUCCACUCUAAAUCA